GUGAUGACAAUGUGCUGAGGGCUCCAGACAUGAGAGGUGACAUAUAGGCCUUUAAAUAUCCGGAGGACACAGAGGCUCUGUUACAACGCGCACUGCGCCCGCGCGCCUCACACAUCUGCUCCGCGCGGGCGUACUGCUCCGGGAUAAAGCACGGUCAUGUGACUCGUGUUUUUUUCCUCCUCUUUUCUCCUCCUCCUUCGAAGUUGAGGCAGGAGCGGAGUGCACAGCAGAGCUAAGUGGUGGCGCAGGGUCCCAGCUCGCGUUCUCACCGCGGAUGAACUCAUUCGGUCCUUUUUCAAACACAUUGUUGCAUUUUGUGGCUGUCCGUGACGUUUCUAAACGCUUUCCGUCGCGAUGGCGGGGGCUAUCAUUGAAAACAUGAGCACCAAAAAGUUGGUGAUUGUGGGAGUGAUCCUGCUGCUGUUCCAGGCGUUCGCUUUCAUGGUGGGCGGAUUAAUCGCCCCCAGCCCCACCGCAGCCGUACAUUACCUGGCAACCAAAUGUGUGGACAAUGUGAAGCACCGACAGGAUUCUAAGUGGUUCAUGCCGUGGGGACCCAACCAGUGUGACAAGAUCCGCUCCUUCGACGAGGCCAUGGCCAAACACAUCGAAGCCAACAACAUCGUGUUCGCUGUGCACAUCCCAAUGCCCUACAAGGAGAUGAGCCCCUGGUUCCAGUUCAUGCUGGUCAUCCUGCAGUUCGACAUCGCCUUCAAGAUGUACAACCAGAUAGAGGAUGGAGCUCUGGUCACCAUAGACGUGGGACUGGCCUACAGAGACGACACGAUGAGCGAGUGGACUGAGAUGGCCCACUCCUUUGAACAGAGGAAACUCAGCUGCAACUUCACUACAGACAAGACUUUUGAUAAUGAAGGCCGCCACUACGAGUGCGACCUGCUGCCCUUCAUGGAGGUGGGCAGUGUGGCUCAUAAAUACUACCUGGUCAACAUCCGUCUCCCUGUGAACGAACGCAAGAAAGUCAACGUGGGUAUCGGAGAGAUCAAGGACAUCCGCCUGGUGGGCAUCCAUCAGAACGGAGGCUUCACCAAAGUGUGGUUUGCCAUGAAGACCUUCCUCACACCCAGCAUCGUCAUCAUCAUGGUGUGGUACUGGAGGAGGAUCAGCAUGAUGAGCCGGCCCCCUGUGCUCCUGGAGAAGAUGAUCUUGGCCCUGGGCAUCUCCAUGACCUUCAUAAACAUCCCUGUUGAGUGGUUUUCCAUCGGCUUCAACUGGACCUGGAUGCUGCUGUUUGGAGACAUCCGGCAGGGGGUCUUCUACUCCAUGCUCCUCAGCUUUUGGAUCAUCUUCUGUGGAGAGCAUCUCAUGGAUCACACUGAGAGAAAUCGUAUCUCUGUUUACUGGAAGCAGGUCGGGCCCAUCGUUUUUGGAUCGUUCUGCCUUUUUAUUUUUGACAUGUGUGAAAGAGGUGUUCAGCUGACCAACCCAUUCUACAGCAUCUGGGCAUCUGAAGUGGGCACUGAACUGGCUAUGGCCUUCAUUAUCGUAGCUGGGAUCUGUGCCUGUUUAUACUUCCUUUUCCUUUGCUUCAUGGUUUUCCAGGUGUUCCGAAACAUCAGCGGGAAGAGGUCCUCACUGCCCGCUAUGUCCAAAGCUCGCCGAUUACACUACGAGGGUCUAAUCUUCAGGUUUAAGUUCCUGAUGCUGGUCACUCUGACUUGUGCCGCCAUGACGGUCAUCUUCUUCAUCAUCAGCCAGGUGAACGAGGGCCACUGGCACUGGGGCGAGCACACGGUCCAGGUGAACAGCGCUUUCUUCACUGGGAUCUACGGAAUGUGGAACCUCUACGUGUUCGCCAUCAUGUUCCUGUACGCGCCCUCGCACAAACGCUACGGAGACGAGCAGACCAGCGGGCAGUGCAUCACCGGAGACACAGGAGCCAGCAGCGGGGAGGACAUCCAGCUAACCACCACCAUCACCCACGUGGACGGGCCCACGGAGAUCUACAAGAUGACUGGCAAAGAGGCACAAGAGUAGAGUCUACAUGCUCCAAGGAUGCUACUACUACUCACUACUGCCCCCUACCCAACCACCUCCCCCCUGGUCCUAUACCCCUCUUCCCCGUCUCCCCCCUCUCCCCCGUCUCCCCCGUCUCCCCCCUCUCCCCUUCACCAGUUCAGUCAACACAAAGGCAGACUGGAACAUUCCUUUUCCAGAGACUGAAUACUAUCUUAUCAGGUCCGGUCAUUUCAUUGAGAAAACCAUUUUAUUGCCAAAGUUGGAUUUGAUAAUGAAACUUGAUACAGGUCAGGUACAUGCCUCUGUUAUUGGUACCAGUAAAGUAGUGACUGGAUUUGGAGUGGAAGUACUUUUAUACAAUGUGGAAAUAUUCUUUAAACGUGCACUGUAACUUUUCUAGUGGUGGGUCUGCUGUUUGCCUGUCUCCAUGGAGAUGUCAUUGAUUUGCUUGGAAUGUUCCACAGUGUGGUAUUUAAAUGAUCUAUCUUGUAUUUAUUCAAUUAAGAAGCAUUUUAUUGAAAAAAAUGAAAACUCAUUUUAAUUGUAAACAGGCUUACCUUUCCACAGAUGUGACCUGUAACAUUACCAUUAUAACAUCAUCUGCUUGUCUCAUUGGAGAUGGAUAGGUUUAAUGCUGUACUAAGGAACAUUUCAGGCAAAGCAUCUCUAUAGAGACAAGCAGGUGGUAGACCCUCCACCAGUGCACCUUUAAGUCGAAACAUUGGGAGUUUUAAAAAUGGUCACCAAAUGUACAUAUUCAUAGGUUUAAGACAAACAAUUUCUCCCUAAUUUGAAGGACUUUGUGAGGACCUUUCAUGAUUCAAAAGAUAUAUUUAAUUUGAAUUGGUUAGUUGCUAUGACUACAGAGGACGGUUGCCAUAGCUUGAAAUCCAUGAAUAUUUACAUAGACAUUUUAAAUUCUUUUAUUAGAUGAAUUGAUGAACAUAAUUACUCAAAAUGUCAAAUACACAAGAAAUUUUUCCCAAAUGCUGUUGAUCUGGCAAAAAGAUUUAGGUUAAAUACUAGGGAUGCACCGAUCCAGCCGAUAGUUUGGAUAUUUUGCAGAUACUUAAAGCUAGAGACUGAAAACAGCAUUUCCUUCCUUUAAACAAAAAUAAAAUAUCCAAAUGUGUUAUGUAGCUGUUCAUUUAUAUCGUAACGACAGAACAGCUUUAUAUAAAUAAACAUUCUUGGUCUUUCUGGGGAAACUACAACCAGUAAAUCGUCUUAUUACACCGUUUUAUUUGUCCAACUAGGAUAUUUGGAAUCGAUAUUUGAAAGCCGAUAUCUGAUACCAGUAUUGGCUUGGUGCAUUCCUAUUAAAUACUACUACUCUAUUCACAAGCUUAACCAGAUAUAUAUUUUACUCAAGGAUGUUAAUUGCUUUGCCAUAAAAAAUAAAAGUAUUUCAUUUGAUACACUCCUGUUUUAAACUUAAUGGUUAAACCUUGUCAAGUUGCUGUAGCACUCCUCUCUUUUUGUUUUAUAUAACCUAUUUCACAUUUACUCUUUUAGGCCAUGUGGGCAUUCAUAGUGUUUUUAUAUUGAGGUAAAGCCUGUACAGACCACCCCAUACUGUCCACUCAUUAUGUUACAAUGUAGAUAUGUAUUUUUUUAUAAACUGUCAACUCUAUCAAAUAUACAUGCUUCUGCUAUCAUCGACAAGUGUUAUUUGAAGUUGAUUGUAGCCUAUUACACUAUUUUUAGUUCAUUUUUUGGCUUUUUAUGAUUUUAUUUAAAUAAAACAUUUACAUAAUACUUG
Messenger RNA from Periophthalmus magnuspinnatus, 3739 nucleotides. RefSeq names its product Wnt ligand secretion mediator (gene wls). Gene Ontology annotation, cellular component: organelle membrane; endomembrane system. Gene Ontology annotation, biological process: intracellular protein transport; Wnt signaling pathway; Wnt protein secretion. The transcript has 12 exons. Lineage: Eukaryota; Metazoa; Chordata; Actinopteri; Gobiiformes; Gobiidae. The coding region runs from base 355 to 1995 and encodes 546 amino acids. The record is from RefSeq and is a predicted model, not a curated record. Gene Ontology annotation, molecular function: Wnt-protein binding.